GGUUCAACCGAAAUCAAACCGGUUUUUGUCCGGUUUAAUAAAUUGAAGAAAAAACAAAGGAACACACACUGUAAUAAAAACCCUCUCCUAAACCCUAAUUUCUUCUUCUCUCCGUCUUCCUUCUUGUUGUUCCCGGUUGAUUUAUCAGAGUGUUGUGCUAACAAAUGGGUGCCAAAGAUGAUAAAAAGCGUGUGAAGAAGUUGAAAUCUAAGAAAGUAGAAGCUGAUGAGGAGCAUGAGGAACAGCUCAUGAGUGUUGAAGAUGAUAUAGUUACGGAUCAGAAGACCGAUAAGAAGCGUGGGAAGAAGGUGAAAUCUACGAAAGCAGAAGCUGAGGAGCAUGAAGAACAGCUUAAGAGGCUUCAAGAAAAAGACGCUGAUUUUUAUCAGUAUAUGAAAGAGCAUGAUGCAGAGCUUCUAAAGUUUGAUGCUACUGAAAUUGAGGAUGAUGCUGAUGUUGAACCUGAUACUGACUUGGAAGACACUGAAAUGGAAGGUGAUGAUGAAGCAACAAAGAUGGAAACUGCAAAGAAAGUGACCGAGCAGAAAACGAUUACAGCAUCGAUGGUUAAUUCAUGGAGUAAAUCAAUCGAAGUUGACGCGAAGCUAGGUGCAGUGCGUUCUAUCUUGAGAGCUUAUAGAACUGCAUGUCACUAUGGUGAUGAUACCGGGGACGAUCAAUCGACAAAGUUUAGCGUUAUGUCAAGCGAGGUGUUUAAUAAGAUAAUGUCAUAUGUUCUGAGUGAAAUGGACGGGAUUCUUCGUAAGUUGUUAAGGUUUCCUGAAGAUACUAGAGGAACAAAAGAGACUAUAUUGGACCUGAUGAACACCAGGCCUUGGAAAAACUAUAAUCAUUUAGUCAAAUCAUAUCUCGGGAAUUCCCUUCAUGUUCUGAACCAGAUGACCGACACAGAAAUGAUAACCUAUACUCUGCGCCGCCUAAAGCACUCAUCGGUUUUUCUAGCUGCUUUUCCUAGCCUCCUAAGGAAAUAUAUUAAGGUUGCACUUCAUUUCUGGGGAACUGGUAGUGGCAAGCUCUCUGUUGUUUCCUUGUUGUUCCUGAGAGAUUUGUGCAUACGUCUUGGAUCUGACUGUGUGGAUGACUGUUUCAAGGGAAUGUACAAAGCUUAUGUGUUGAAUUGCCAGUUUGUGAAUGCUGAUAAAUUGCAGCAUAUUUCGUUUCUUGGUAAUUGCUUCAUUGAGCUUCUCGGCACAGAUAUCUCUGCAGCAUAUCAGCACGCAUUUGUCUUCAUAAGGCAAUUGGCAAUGAUUCUGCGUGAAGCGCUCAACACAAAAACAAAAGAAGCAUUUCGGAAAGUGUAUCAAUGGAAAUUCAUCCAUUGCCUUGAGCUUUGGACUGGAGCUGUUUGUGCCUACAGCUCUCAGUCUGAACUCAGACCAGUUGCUUAUCCGCUAGCUCAAAUAAUUACUGGUGUAGCACGACUUGUUCCCACUGCUCGCUACACUCCCCUUAGAAUAAGAUGUGUUCGUAUGCUAAACCGGAUUGCUGCUUCGACCGGUACCUUUAUACCUGUCUCAAUGCUUCUCGUGGACAUGUUAGAGAUGAAGGAGCUCAAUAGACCUCCCACUGGAGGUGUUGGCAAAGGUGUAGACUUACGCACACUACUGAAGGUAAGUAAACCAGCAGUGAAGACAAGAGCGUUUCAGGAGGCAUGUGUUUAUUCUGUAGUGGAGGAGCUUGUGGAGCAUUUGUCUCAGUGGAGUUGUUCCGUCGCUUUCUUUGAACUAUCAUUUAUCCCGACCAUAAGGCUGCGUAGCUUUUUCAAAUCCACCAAAGCUGAGAGGUUUAGGAAAGAAAUGAAGCAACUCAUUAGCCAGAUUGAAGCUAACUCAGAGUUUGUCAACAAAAAGAGAGCUUCGAUUAAGUUUCUACCCAAUGAUCUUGCUGCUGAAUCAUUCCUUGAGGAUGAGAAGAAGGCAGGAAAAAGCCCUCUAUUGCAAUACGUGGAAAUUAUCCGCCAAAGAGCCCAGCAAAGAAACGAAUCGCUGGUGGAAUCAGAUGUUAUUGUGGGAGAGAACUCGGCUGUCUUUGGGAAAAACGCACCAAGCAGUGAUGAUGAAGAUGAUGCAGAUAGGAUUGAAAAGGGUGCUGCAGCUUUCAAUUCUUCCUGGCUACCCGGAAGUGACUCCAAAGAAAAGGAGCCGGAGGAAGAGCAGACGAAAAAGAAGAAAAGGAAGAGAGGUGGUAAGAGUAAAACAGAGAAGAAGCAGGACGAGCAAGGCUUAGGAGAAGAUGAUGUUGUGGAAGAUUUUGUGUUGAGUUCUGAUGAAGAAGAAGAAGAUGAUCUGUUUGAUAUUGGAGGAGACAAAGAUGAAGAUGAUGCAGCAGACGAAAUUACAGAUCCUGAGACAAAGACAUCUAAUAAGAACUCUAAGAAGACGAAGGGCACUUACAAGACCUGGCAUAAGACUUACAAGAAGACCAAGAAGAAGAAGCCCCGAGUAGCUUAAGUCUUUUGUAUCUUCUUCAGUUUGUACGAGAUUACUUUUUUGGAUGUUUGCAAUCAACAUUAAACAAAAUU
This is a messenger RNA of Arabidopsis arenosa, 2542 nucleotides long. The record is from the annotation of a GenBank genome assembly. NCBI's taxonomy places the organism in Eukaryota, Viridiplantae, Streptophyta, Magnoliopsida, Brassicales, Brassicaceae.